AUGGUCUUAAAGAUGUUCAUACGGUUACAACUUUCAGCACAUUAAAAGCCGCAUUUACAAAUAAUCUAGGUUCUGCUAAGUUGUAUUUAAUGAAUCAGAAUUAUCUUGAUAACGAUGACGUUUUUCCAAAACUUCCGUUUGAGGAAUUUUUACCAAAUUCUGCACUUUCACGUUAUUACGGUGUUAAUGUUGUUCAUUCAAAUGGUGAUGCUUUGCCUAUACAUUUAUUCGUUGAAACAGGAUUAAAAUUGAUGAAUAACUUAGAACAAAUUGAUAAUAAACCUAUUGAAGUUAAUCUUGGAGAUCCAACCAAUGACUAUGUAACAGCAUAUGAUGAUGUCCAGGAAGAACUUAAAAAUGUUAUAUUUACACUUCUUCCAUUAGAUCGCAUUCCGUAUUUUAGGAAUAAACGUCUUAGAAAGAUUGAGAGAUUGGAAUAUUUGUUUGAUGAAAUGAUUGAAAAGAAACAUAAAUCUAUAGCUGCUGGAAGAUCUAAUGGCGACCUUUUAGAACUUAUGAUAAAUGCUUGCAAUGAUCAAGAUAAUCCAAGUUUAACUGAUAUUGAAUUAAGAAAUGUUCAACAAAAAGCUCGAGAGGAAAUUUUGAGAAUACUUGGCGAUGAUUUAACUCCAUCAGCAGAACAACAUAAAUCAUUGAAGUACUUGAACAUGAUCAUUCAUGAAAAUCUUAGAUUACACCCUCCAGCCCCAAUGUUACCAUUUCGCAAAGUUACAGAAGAUUUAAAAUAUAAAAAUUACGUGAUCCCGGCAGACACAGGUAUUGCAGUCUUUGUAUAUGGAAUACACCAUUCACCAAAGUUGUGGGAAAAUCCUGAAGAAUUUAUACCCGAGAGAUUUGAAAAUGAACAUCACACAA
Molecule: messenger RNA, 876 nt
Organism: Racocetra fulgida
Lineage: Eukaryota; Fungi; Glomeromycota; Glomeromycetes; Diversisporales; Gigasporaceae
Source: the annotation of a GenBank genome assembly